Molecule: messenger RNA, 766 nt
Organism: Medioppia subpectinata
Lineage: Eukaryota; Metazoa; Arthropoda; Arachnida; Sarcoptiformes; Oppiidae
Source: the annotation of a GenBank genome assembly
AUGAGUGCUAGGGAGGGGUUAGAUUAUAACAUUAUUGUCGACUUGGGUUCGGGUAACGGAGGAAUCACUAAACUGUUGGCCACUCGCGUCCAACACAAGCGGGUCAUUGCCAUCGACGCCAACCCAGCGAUGACGGCGUACGGCCAGAGUGUCAACAGUCUGUCCACCAUUGAGUAUAUCACACAAGACAUGUCAGUCUCGUGGCCGCAACUGAGCGACGAUAUCCGGCGCCUGGAGUCCAAAGUAGACCUCAUUUUCUCCAACUUUUGCUUUCACUACUUCAACGACAAAAGUCAACUGUUGUCGCAAUGCAAGCGCCUGUUGGCCACCGGGGGUUGCAUUCAUGCCGUAUGCGUUUUACACCACGAUCUGAACCAGAAAUUACCGACCAAUGCCCGUAAAGAGUGGUGUCUAUCGAUUGAUCAGCAAAUGGAUGUCUGGCGCCGGGCUUUGGAUGAAAACGGGUUUGCGAUCGACGUGUUUGAGUGCGUGGACAAGACCUACCCUAUGAAUCGGCAACAAAUAAUAGCUUUUCUGCCGGUAACUAUCGCUACACUUAAGUCCAAGUUUGUGACUAACGAGCAGUUUGUGAGCGAAACCCGAGGUCUCGAGGAUAUCAUGUUUGAUGUGUUGUGUAAUCCAGUGGCCGAUCGGCCCAACCCUAACGCGUGGACACAAUUCUUGGCCAACAAAGAUGUUAAUGAAGUGGUUAUUUGUAGUCAAGUCCUUAGACUUGUUUGCCAUAAGAAUUAGUUGUUUAGAAUAC